Drosophila serrata is the source of this 1026-nucleotide messenger RNA. RefSeq names its product Suppressor of variegation 205 (gene Su(var)205). Gene Ontology annotation, cellular component: nucleus. The record is from RefSeq and is a predicted model, not a curated record. Lineage: Eukaryota; Metazoa; Arthropoda; Insecta; Diptera; Drosophilidae.
UGUUUUCACUGUUGAGGCCCUUUCGCAUACUGGCUGUACCGGCGUCACUCGAAGGCGCAUUUAUUAAUUUAUCAAUUCAUUCAAGUAAAAGUUUUCCCGGUGAUAGCACCAACUGUGCAAAAAUAGUGACGUGCCAGAUUCUAGGCUUAAAUAUAUAUCUCACUUAAAUAGUGGUAAGCGCGUUCUAAAAACAAGAAAUGGGAAAGAAGUCGGACAAUCCCGAAGUUAAUAGCAAUAGCAAUGCCUCCGAUGAAGAGGAGGAGGCAGAGUACGCCGUAGAGAAGAUCAUCGACCGGCGAGUGCGUAAAGGGAAAGUUGAGUACUACCUCAAGUGGAAGGGUUAUGCUGACACCGAGAAUACCUGGGAGCCGGAGAGUAACUUGGACUGCCAAGAUCUGAUUCAGCAAUACGAGCUGAGUCGAAAGGACGAGGCGGAGAAAGCGGGAACUUCUAAGAAGGACCGCCCAAACAGCAGCAACAAGGGCAAGGACACAACGGCGCGCUCCAGCACUGCGUCUACGUCCUCGAGCAGCAAGCGAAAGUCCGAAGAACCAGCACCCGUUAGUGCUAAAGCUAAGCGCACCAUGGAGCCGGACCAGGAUAGUGGCGAUUCCAUGCCGCCAGGUGGAACUGGAUUUGAUCGCGGUCUUGAGGCUGAGAAAAUUCUUGGGGCCUCCGAUAACAAUGGCCGCCUCACAUUUUUGAUUCAAUUCAAGGGCGUGGACCAAGCUGAAAUGGUACCCUCGACUGUGGCCAAUGUUAAGAUCCCCCAAAUGGUGAUUCACUUCUACGAGGAGCGCCUGUCUUGGUACUCAGACAAUGAGGACUAGGAUUCUCGCACUCCAGUCUCGCAGCAGAGUUUUUAGAUCAUCAGAAGAUCAUUACUCUAGUAGAUUAAACCAUUAACACUAAUCACCCUGAUCACAGCACACGAAGUGCGAAAAACAUUAUUAUUUUAAUUUCCCAUCAUGUUGUGUUUUAAAAAUUUGUAACUCAAUGAUUAAAAACCAACGUAUAAUAUUCAGA